AUGGCGGAAAGUGUCCGUGUAAUAUGUCGAUGUCGUCCAUUAAAUAAUCGUGAAAUAAAUCUUAAUUCACAGAUAUGUGUACAAAUGGAUCAAAGUUGUGGACAAGUAAUAUUACAAGGUGAAACUGGUUGUCCCAAACAGUUCACAUUUGAUGGUGUUUAUUAUAUGGAUGCUACAGCUGAGCAGAUCUAUAAUGAAAUUGUUUAUCCACUUGUUGAAAGUGUUAUUCAAGGAUAUAAUGGCACAAUUUUUGCAUAUGGCCAAACGGGUUCAGGUAAAACUUAUUCGAUGCAAGGUGAUGAUAAUAUUACAUCUCAAAAAGGUAUCAUACCUCGAGCAUUUGAACAUAUCUUCGAAGCAACAGCAACUACCGAUGAUGCCAAAUUUUUAGUUCAUGCAUCAUAUUUGGAGAUUUACAAUGAAGAGGUACAUGAUUUAUUGAGUACCAAUCAUACGAAAAAAUUGGAAAUCAAAGAGCACAGUGAACGUGGUAUAUAUGUUGCGGGAUUAUCAAUGCAUGUAUGUCACGAUUAUAAGGCAUGUCAACGAUUAAUGAAGAAAGGAUCGGAGAAUCGUCAUGUUGGAGCAACCUUAAUGAAUAAGGAUUCUUCUCGAUCACAUUCUAUUUUUACCGUUUAUGUUGAAGUAGCACUCAAUAAUGGUUCUAUACGAAUAGGAAAAUUAAAUUUGGUAGAUUUAGCAGGCAGUGAAAGACAAGCAAAAACUGGUACUACUGGUGAUCGUUUUAAAGAAGCAACCAAGAUUAAUCUUUCAUUAUCUGCUUUGGGCAAUGUGAUAUCAGCCUUUGUAGAUGGCAAAUCAAAGCAUAUUCCUUAUCGUGAUUCGAAGUUAACACGGUUGUUAAAAGAUUCGUUAGGAGGGAAUAUGAAAACAAUUAUGCUUGCAUGCGUAUCACCAUCCAGUGAUAACUAUGAUGAAACUCUAUCGACUCUAAGAUAUGCAAAUCGUGCGAAGAAUAUCAAAAAUAAGCCUAAAAUCAAUGAGGAUCCAAAGGAUGCAUUACUUCGCGAGUAUCAAGAGGAAAUUCAACGGCUUAAAAUUAUGAUACAACGCGAUAAUAGCACAAAUUUGAAUUCGAAUGAAUUGGAUGAAGAACGUGAACAACUUAAAGCUGAAUUUAAUGCAGCAAUUAACGAACUUCGACUACAGUAUCAAAAUGAGCAAAAAAGUAAAGCAAAAUUACAAGAAGAAUAUGCAAUAUUGAAGGAACAAUAUGAGAAAGCAGCGGAAGCAUUACAAUAUGAUCGUAAUUUAGACGUAGGUGAAGCAAAGAAACGAUUACAAAUUUUGGAAAAGCAAUUUGUUGGCGGUGAACAAGCAAAUAAUGAAGCUCUUAAAGAACAGCGACAGUUUAAGAUGAAAGAAGCAGAAAAGAAGAUGAAACGUCUUGCUGCAGCAUUAAACGUACACAGUGAUGAUCCAUUACUUCAUGUUUAUAGUUCGACACAAGAAAAAUUAGAAGCAAUUACAGGACAAUACAAUAAAGCUAAAUUCAAAAUACAAUCGCUAGAAAAUGAUAUUGAAGAUUUACAUGGCGAAUUUGAACUUGAUAGGCUUGACUAUUUGGAAACGAUCAGGAAGCAGGAUCAACAAGUUAAGCUAUUACAACAAAUUUUGGACAAGAUACAUUCUACGCUUAAAAAAGAUUGCAACUAUUUUAAUAUGGAAAAAAUUAAACGUGACGCAAUGUGGAAUGAAGAUCAGGGAAAAUGGAUUUUACCGGAUUUAAUCAUUCGUCAUACAACAUUACCUUAUGCUGUUGCACCUGCAACAACUGGCAGCUUAGUGGAUUCGCAUAAUCUAUUACGUUCAAACACAACGAAUGAUUUAUCGAAGCUUAAACAGAGAUUAGCGAAAAGUGCGGAAGAAAAUAUAGCAAGCAAUUAUUUUAAACCGUUCAGCAGAGAUGGUCUUAUUAAUAAAUAUAAAGCCGAUCAGAAUCGUACAAUUGAUUUACAGCUGGAUAAAUAUUCGUUACCAAAAAAACAAACAUGUAACGAUUUACUAAAAGGUGUCGUAUAUACGGAUGAUAUUUACGAUAAGCCUACCAUUUUCCGGAAACCACAACGCCUUGAAGCACUUUCAGUGCAAUUAAAAUAA
Molecule: messenger RNA, 2121 nt
Organism: Cercopithifilaria johnstoni
Lineage: Eukaryota; Metazoa; Nematoda; Chromadorea; Rhabditida; Onchocercidae
Source: the annotation of a GenBank genome assembly